This is a messenger RNA of Plasmodium relictum, 3822 nucleotides long. It is a transcript of the gene ATP4, whose product is annotated as non-SERCA-type Ca2+-transporting P-ATPase, putative. Gene Ontology annotation, cellular component: membrane. The transcript has a single exon. Gene Ontology annotation, biological process: intracellular sodium ion homeostasis; proton transmembrane transport; potassium ion import across plasma membrane. The record is from RefSeq and is a predicted model, not a curated record. Lineage: Eukaryota; Apicomplexa; Aconoidasida; Haemosporida; Plasmodiidae. Bases 1 to 3822 code for a protein of 1273 amino acids. Gene Ontology annotation, molecular function: ATP hydrolysis activity; ATP binding; P-type sodium:potassium-exchanging transporter activity.
AUGAAUUCAGACAAUCCACAUAUAAAUUUAAGUGAAAAAGGAAAAUUAGAUGAACAUGUUAAUGGAGAAAAAAGUAAUAAAAAAGAAAUAAAUGAAAAAACAAAAAAUAACAAUUCUAUUGAUGUAACUGAAGAAAAAGAUUUAAAUGAUAAAACAAAUAUAGAACAAAAAUAUUUAGAAAAUAAAGAAAAUGAUACUGAUAAUGGUAAUAGAGGACUUUUAAAUUAUGCUGACAAUUUAGAAGAUGAAAUAAUUGGAAGACUUUCUAAAUCUCAACAAUCUCCAGAAGAAAUUAUUGAAAAUGCAAAAAUAGAAGAUAGUGAUGCAUACUAUAUGGCAUUACAAAAAGCAGAAGAAGAAUGUAAGUCAACAGGAAACAACUAUUAUGCGACAGAAAGUAUAGAAAAUAUGUGUAAAGAAUUUGGUUUAGAGGAUAUUAAUCUUGGUUUAGAUUCAAAACAAGUAGAGAUAAACAGGGAAAAAUAUGGAGAAAAUUUUAUUGAGAAAGAACAAGUAGUGCCCAUAUGGAAAAUAUUUUUAUCUCAAUACUGGAGUCCUGUUGUUAUAUUAUUGCUGAUUGCAGCUGUAGCGAGUCUUUCUUUAAAUGAAAUUGUUGAAGGAAUAGCCAUUAUAAGUAUUGUUACAUUAAAUGCUUGUUUAGCUACUUAUAUGGAAAAAUCAUCAGGUGAUGCUAUAGCGAAAUUAGCAGAAAUGGCUUCUCCUCAAUGUACAGUUUUAAGAAAUGGGCAAAAGGUAGUUAUUCCAUCAAGAGAAGUUGUUGUUGGUGAUGUUGUUGUUAUAAGUACAGGAGAUUCUAUAUCAGCUGAUUUAAGACUUUUUGAAGUUAUUGAAUUAAAAACUAACGAAAGUUUAUUAACAGGAGAAUCAGAAGACAUAAAAAAAACAUUAGUAGCUAUAGAUCCAACAACUCCAUUUGCAACAAAUUUAUGUUUUGCUACUACUUCAGUUACUAAUGGAUGUGGUAAAGGUAUUGUUAUAUCUACAGGGUUAGAAACUCAAGUAGGAAAAAUUGCGUCUCAAUUAAAAAGAACAAGCAAAGGUAGUAAAUUAACACCAUUACAAGUGGCGUUAAAUAAAUUAGGAGGCUUAAUAGGCUUAAUAGCUAUUAUUGUACUAGUAGGAAUUAUUGUUUUAGCUGUUCUUAUUAAAUAUAGAGACCCUGCACAUUCAGACAAGGAUCCAACCUUUGUUAUUAUAAUUAUAGGAGUAGGUUUUGCAGUAUCAUCUAUUCCUGAAGGAUUACCUAUGGUUGUAACUAUUACUUUAUCUGCGGGAGCCAAAGAUAUGGUUAGAAAAAAUGCAAACGUUAGAAAAUUGCCAGCUGUUGAAACAUUAGGAUGUUGUUCUGUUAUAUGCUCAGACAAAACAGGGACAUUAACUGAAGGAAAAAUGACAGCCAUUAAUGCAGUUACUAUAUGCAAAAAUUCUUCUCUAAGUGAUGAUAACUACAAUUUAACAAAGACUUUUGAUUUUUAUCCAACAAAGGGAUUUGAACCAUAUGGUGGUUUGUUUGAUUCAAAAGAAUUAACUAAUGAAAAAAAAAAAAGUAUUGUAAUUGCUAAGAAUCAAAAUAUUUCAUACGAUACUGUUCUCUACAAUUAUGGAAAUGCCUUAAACAAAUCGCCAACUGUAGAUAAAGCAAGAUCCUUAAUGCUUGCUGCAUAUUUAAAUUCUUAUGAUACUACAUUAGCAAGAGAUUCUAAAACAUCCAAGUGGUCAAUACAAGGAAAUAUGAGUGAAGGCCCAAUUGUAGUUGCUGCUGCUAAAGUGGGAUAUAAUUUUAACAAUAAUACAUCUAAUAACUCAUAUCUUAAAGAAUAUAUUAGAUUAGAUAAUUUAGAGGUUACUUUCAAUUCUUCACGUAAAAUGAAAAUUACAUUUUAUAAAUUAAGAAAAGAAAAUAUUUUUGAAAAUAUAUAUCUUGAAAAUUUUAAUAAAACUUAUACUCAUAUAGCUAUAAUUAAAGGUGCUCCUGAUAAAUUACUUGAUAAAAGUACACACUUAUUAAAAGAAACAAAGAAAAAAACUUAUAUUUCUUGGGAAGAUAAAAUUACUGAAGAAGAAAAAAAUAUAUUAACAAGAAAAAAUCUGGAAUUAUCACAAAAAGCAUUGAGAGUUUUAGCAGUAUGUAUAAAGCCAUUAACAGAAGAAGACAUAGAAUAUUUAAAAAAAUUAAGUGAUGCAGAGGAAAGAUUAAAUUAUGUUAAUUACGAUAAAAGUGGUGGGUUUAUACCUUUAGGUUAUAUAGCAUCAUUUGAUCCCCCAAGGCCAGGAGUAAAAGAAGCAAUUCAGACAUGCAGAGAAGCUCAAGUAAAAGUCAUUAUGAUUACUGGAGAUCAAAAACCUACAGCUAUCGCUAUUGGAAAAUUAAUAGGAUUAAUAAAUGAAAAAUUAGAUGAAAAAGAAAAAAAUUAUUCUGAAGCAAUAGAAUGUUCUGAACUUCAUAUAAAUAAAAAUCCAAAUGAACCUGUAUUACCAAAUACACAAUUGGAUGAGUUUACCGAUAAAAUUUUAAUAUAUUCAAGAGCACAACCUGAAGAUAAAAUUACUAUUGUUCAAUCUUUAAAAAGGAAAGGUUAUUUAGUUGCAAUGACAGGGGAUGGUGUUAAUGAUGCGCCUGCUUUAAAAGCUGCAGAUAUAGGAGUAGCAAUGGGUAUAAAUGGAACUGAAGUAGCUAAAGGAGCAUCGGAAAUGAUUUUAAUAGAUGAUAAUUUUUGCACAGUUGUUAGUGCUAUUGAUGUAGGAAGAACUAUUUAUUCAAAUAUACAAAAAUUUGUCUGUUUUUUGCUUGGUACAAAUAUUGGUGAAAUAAUUUAUCUUUCCAUUGCUAUAGCUGCACAAAUGCCCUUUCCCUUAGAAGCCUUGCAAAUUUUAUUUUUGAAUCUUAUGACAGAUGGAUGCCCAGCUGUUGCUUUAUCAAAAGAGCCACCAAAUGAUGAUAAUAUGAAAGUACCUCCUAGACCUAAAAAGCAGCCAAUUAUGACAAAAACUUGGUGGUUUUAUGGAAUUAUACCGCAUACCAUCUUUGAAGCUUUAUGCGUUUUGUUAUCACUUGCUAUAUCUUUAUAUUUGUGCACAGGGUCUUUUACAUUAAAUGGAAUUAAUGAUUCAUGUAAAACAGCUAAUAUUCCUGAUAUUAAUAUUGGUACAAAAUUUCAUGAAUACAAAUAUUUUUGUAGUACAUAUGAAUAUAGGAUAUCAUCUAAAUAUGUUGGAUGGGUAACAAACGUCAAUUUUUGGGACCCAUCAAAAAAUGCAACCGUAACAUUUUUAGGGGCAGCAAAGGGAAGAAUAAAAAAUAUAACCCCCAAAUCUAAAGAAAUUCAUCCUAAUAUAAGAAGCAUAAUGAAAAAUGGUUGUUCUGGUGACGUAAAAGAAGACUCUCUUGGGUGGUGCAUGCCAUCUGACAAAGCAAGAGCUACAGGAAAAGAUGAUGACAUUCCGGGAAUAUUAAAAAAAGGCUACGAAGACAUAGCAGCAAGAGGUUCUAAACGUGGUAGGACUAUGGCUUUUAUAUCGGCUGUUUGGUGUGAAAUGCUAAGAGCAUAUACUGUAAGGAGUUGGAAGCCUUUUUAUUCUGUUUUUAAUAGAAAUAUGUGGAUGCAUUUAGCUUGUAGCAUAUCUGCUACAUUAACUUUUCUUUCAACAUGUAUACCUGGUAUUACUUCUGUUUUAAAUACAACCUGUUUAUUGUGGUGGCAAUAUAUUUUAGCUAUAUUAUGGGCUUUUUUAAAUUUAGUUUUAGAUGAAGUAAUACCAAAAGUUAUAUAUAGAAGAAAAUAUAUGACUAUAAAAAAUUAG